UAUAAAUGAAAACCUUCACGUACAUGCAACUCACACGGACUAAUUUCUAAGAAAUAAAAAUUUUACUAUUAUAGGUCUUAUCUGGGCAUAUAACAUGGGUACCACAUUUUACACUGCCUACAAGAAGUUGAAUGGUCAAACGCCCCUACGACAUGGGCUUAAAGCCUAAACCAGAGGCCCAAUAACACAUUACAUUUCAGUUUUCAGAGUCGAAUCAUCCGCAGAAGCAGAGGGACGCCAAAACCAAAUCCAAGACAAUCAGCCAAACCAUUUGACAGCUGACACCCAACCCUGCUUUGUGAGCCAAAUGAUAUGCGGGCUCUCUCCCACCCGUUCAGCGGCAGCAUCAUCCUCAAUCCAAUGCGCUCUGACAAAACAAGGCCACCGCUUCCUCUCCACCCUCUCCAUCAACGCCGGCAACGCCUCCGCCGCAAACAAGCUCAUCGGAAAAUUCGUAGCAAGCUCACCCAAGUCCAUUUCCCUCAAUGCCCUCUCACAUCUCCUCUCUCCUGACACCACGCACACCCACCUCACAUCCCACUCCCUUCACUUGUAUUCAAAGAUUAGAGAAGCUUCUUGGUUCGUGUAUAGCCCCAAGCUAGUUGCAGCCCUCGCAGCAUUGCUUGAUAAACAAGGACGAUAUAGCGAAGCGGAAGCCUUGAUCGCGGAAGCGGUUUCGAAGUUGGGCCAUCGACAGCGAGAGCUUGCAGUCUUCUAUUGCAGCUUGGUUGAGUCGCACUCUAAGCAAAGUUCGAAGCACGGCUUUGAUAGUUCCUACGCUUAUUUGUAUCAGCUUCUUCGUGAUUCUUCGUCUGCUUAUGUCAAAUGCCGAGCAUUUGAGACGAUGGUUGGGGCAUUAUGCACGAUGGAUCGGCCUUGUGAAGCUGAGAGUUUGAUGGAGGAAAUGAGACAUAAAGGUCUCAAGCCGUCAGUUUUCGAGUUUAGGUCUUUGGUUUAUGGCUAUGGACGGUUAGGAUUGUGGGAAGACAUGCUUAGAACUGUGAACCAGAUGGAGAUUGAAGGGCUUGUAAUUGAUACAAUUUGUUCGAAUAUGGUUCUCUCGUCGUAUGGAGCCCAUAAUGAGCUUCAACAAAUGGUGUUGUGGCUUCAGAAAAUGAGAACUUCAAGCAUUCCUUUCUCAAUCAGGACGUAUAAUUCUGUGUUAAAUUGGUGCCCAACCAUUACAGCAAUGCUACAAGACCUGAAGGACAUUCCGCUUUCCAUGUAUGAGUUGAACGCAACUUUGAGAGGUGAUGAGGGUCUGCUGGUUAUGGAGCUAGUCGGAUCAAGCGUUUUGGAGGAGGUAUUGGUGUGGGAUUCUUUGGAGGUCAAGUUGGAUUUGCAUGGAAUGCAUUUGGGGUCAGCCUACUUGAUAAUGUUAGAGUGGAUGGAAGAGAUGACACGCAGGUUCAAUGACGGGAAUCACGGCAUUCCGGCUGAGGUUGUGGUUGUUUGCGGAUCGGGGAAACAUAGCAAUGUCAGAGGGGUUUCACCGGUGAAAAUCUUGGUUAAAGAGAUGAUGGUUCAGAUGAAAAGUCCGAUGAAAAUUGAUAGGAAGAACGCUGGAUGUUUCCUUGCUAAAGGGAAAACUGUGAGAGAUUGGUUAUGCUGAUCAAGGAAGGAGACUCGAAUACUGUGAGAUAAAGUCAAAGCCACGUUCGUACUCCAAGCAAAAACUGACGCCCAAGCCAUGUUAACUCAUGACAGCCUGAGCUCGAGAAGCCAAAUAUCAAAAAGAACGGGGUACUCAGAUAUGGAAACCAAUUAUCUGCCCUUGGCUCUGAUCCUAAUUUUUCUGACUUGAGAUAUCUGGAAGUCCUUACCCAAUUUGAGGAAGGUGUCAUCAGGCAUGUCAUGUCUCAAUCUUCCACCUACAAUGUAAAAGAAGUACACUAACUAUGAGUUCAACUGAUUCUAAGAAAUAACUUGUUAAUCUUUUUUUAAUAAAAUAUAACUUGUUUUCUA
Morus notabilis is the source of this 1965-nucleotide messenger RNA. Its product is annotated as pentatricopeptide repeat-containing protein At2g17033. The transcript is spliced from 2 exons. The record is from RefSeq and is a predicted model, not a curated record. Gene Ontology annotation, molecular function: protein binding. Lineage: Eukaryota; Viridiplantae; Streptophyta; Magnoliopsida; Rosales; Moraceae. The coding region runs from base 308 to 1612 and encodes 434 amino acids.